Messenger RNA from Papaver somniferum (opium poppy), 1038 nucleotides. RefSeq lists its product as uncharacterized. Gene Ontology annotation, cellular component: Shu complex. The coding region runs from base 36 to 875 and encodes 279 amino acids. NCBI's taxonomy places the organism in Eukaryota, Viridiplantae, Streptophyta, Magnoliopsida, Ranunculales, Papaveraceae. Gene Ontology annotation, biological process: double-strand break repair via homologous recombination. The record is from RefSeq and is a predicted model, not a curated record. Gene Ontology annotation, molecular function: single-stranded DNA binding. The transcript has 6 exons.
CUUCUCCCCUCCCCGCCACUAAAUUAACCCUCAAAAUGGUAAAGAGGUUCUUUUGGAUCAAGCAACAAACAGCUGAUGAGCACAAUGACUCUGCUUCUGCAGCUGACAAUAAUGUCCCCCAAAUCAUGCUUCUCUCUGGUCCUCCUUCUUGUGGCAAAACAUCACUUCUCUUCCAGUUUGCAGUCAACACUGUUUUAGAACAAGGAAGAGAUGUGGUUUUUAUAUGCAGCAAACGCAGAUUAGAGAACAAACCACCAUUCCUAUCUCAGGGUUUGGAUCCUUCUUCAGAUAUAUUUCAGAAAAUCAAAAUGAAAUAUGUGGAAGAUGAUGAAGAGAUUAAGAAAUACUUUGCUGCAUUUCAUAUGCAUUGCAACAAUGAAGGGGGGACAUUCCCUGGAGCGGUGAUUAUCGAUGAUUUUGGGGAGUUCUUUGAUGACACUAAUUGUAAACAAAGAUAUGGUGGUAACUAUCGAGGCCGGGAUUUAGCUGUGGUUCGUACUCUUGCGUUAUGUCGUGACGCAAUUCUCCACGCCAAUGAAAGACUGCUGCUCGAAUCGUCAUUAGUAGGAGGAGACAAGUAUAGUUGCAAGCUUUUGAUUUCGGAUACUCAUCUUGGGGACACACCCAGGUCUUUAUUCAUCUAUAAGAGAUGGGUUCCUUCCAUUUUCACAAUUAAGCCAGGUGAUGCAUCUGGGUCAUAUGUACUUAACAGUAUUACAAGCAGUAACGGUGCUAGUAUCAUCCGCUCAACAGGGGCAACAGUGGAGGCAUUAGCAUCAACAACUGUAUCAGUGGCAGGAAGGAAGAAAACUGCUGGUUGUGCCAAGUAUUCGAUAGCUCUUCAGUAUCUCAUGUUGGAAGAUAUUAUUAGCUGAAAAAUAGAACUCCAUUACUACUGCAACACAGAUAAUAGUACCUUCACUAAGGAAGUGACAGAUUGGAACAGUACCAGGCUUAACCUUGAGGACUUGGAAAGCUACAUGGUCAGGAUCCCAUUUGGAGGUGUCUUUGUGACAAACGACCGUGGCUUUGCUCUUC